This is a messenger RNA of Prunus armeniaca (apricot), 759 nucleotides long. The record is from the annotation of a GenBank genome assembly. NCBI's taxonomy places the organism in Eukaryota, Viridiplantae, Streptophyta, Magnoliopsida, Rosales, Rosaceae.
AUGGGUACAACCACAAAGAGAAAGAGAAGUGACACACCCCCGGUAUCUUCUCAGGUGACCCCUAAACGUCGUAGCAUGCGCAUUCUACACGCAAGAUCUACUGGAACACGCACCAGUAACGUUGAAGCCGCCGGAACCCCAGUUGACGAUGAUAGUGAUGAUGGCGACACCACUGAAUCUGAGGCUGAUGUCCAGAAUAAGAGAACGUUGAUGACAUUGGCAACAUGCGUGAAGAUUCUGACAGGGACUACAAUGAUGAUUGCAAUGAGGAUGCAUUUGCUUAUUCCAGCAACUAUCGAGGAGGACAAGGUGGUUCAGAUGCUUUCUUUGGGUCCGCUGGUAGCAGGCUCAAACCUUGCUGCAGCCAUUGCUGACCCUGCCCGGAGUCCUCCUCAGGCAGCCCUUGCAGGACCUUCUCCAACCAUGACACCAACGAAUUCUCGGGAUGAAACACCUACGUUCCAAGUCACGAGCCCCUUACCACCUAUCUUUCGGCAUUUUCUCCAAAGAGACCUUAACCCUGAUAUUUCGCCAACCCUUCCAGCAGCUCUUCGGAGCAACACUUUUGCCGUCCACGAGACCCUGCUCGUUCCAUCCCAUGUUCAACCACUUCUCCGGGCGUCAGGGCCUAGUCCCCUAGCACUUCUUCCAGCGGUUCAACCUGACAACACGAGCGCUGCUGAAAACGCCCAGGCUAUCAUUACCGUUGCCGGGAAUGCUGCUGCAGAACACCUUCCUAACAUGUCUUGGCUGGAGUAG